This is a messenger RNA of Rhodotorula toruloides NP11, 1182 nucleotides long. RefSeq lists its product as uncharacterized. The transcript is spliced from 4 exons. The record is from RefSeq and is a predicted model, not a curated record. NCBI's taxonomy places the organism in Eukaryota, Fungi, Basidiomycota, Microbotryomycetes, Sporidiobolales, Sporidiobolaceae. The coding region runs from base 1 to 1182 and encodes 393 amino acids.
AUGGCAGACGCACUCGACGUGCCCUCGACCAUUGCGACCCAGAGCGUCGCAACCAGCAUCCUCACGCCCUACCUUACCGGCCUGACAACGCAGGUCCUCCUCAUCGGCGUGUACCUCGCCCUGUUCGGCCGCUUCAUCCGCGAAGAUUUCGGCCUGCACACGACGAAGGUGAGGGUGGUGGGAUGGGUGGUGCUGUUCUUGAUCGUGUGCUGUUUGGGGAUGGCUUACGAAGAGUUGGUAGAUACGGGCAUCUCCCAGCAACGGACGAGCGAAGAGCUGUUCGCCGGCCCUGCACAAUCGAACGUCCUUCCAUUCCUCUCUGGGCUCGUCGCCGCCGUCUGCCAGUCCUUCCUGAUGUUCCGCUCGGCGUUGCUCAUCUCAUCACGGCCGAUCCGCUACGGCUUCGUCGCCGUCACGACGAGCGUCAUCCUCCUCGCCCUCGCCGGCGCCAGCCUCUUCUCCGGCGUCGGCUUCCUCAUCGUCAACGGACGAGAAGGCCCAGUCGGCUACUUCACUGCCGAAGCGAUGUGGCUCUGGUCUAGCGCAGCAGCCGACAUCCUCGUCUCCAUCGCCCUCGCCGUCACCCUCCACCGCCGAAUUGCCGGCUUCAACCAGCAAACCGACAGCCUUCUCCGCCGCCUCAUCGUCGUCGCCCUUCAGACGGCUGCCUACACCUCCAUCAUCAGUCUCGCCGGCGCCGUCAUCGCCACUGCGUUCGAGAAGGACACGGCGUACCAGGUUGCUACGAUCACGCAGCCCUUCUGGCUCCCACUCCCUCCUUUGCACGGCAUCUCGCUCUACACGACGCUCUCAACUCGCCGUACCAUCGCCGCCUCCCUCGGCGCGCCAGGCGGCGUCAUCUCCCUCACACCCUCGGCCAACAUCCCCUCACUCAGCGCCGGUAUGCGCGAGAACGCGCGGCCGACUAUCGCCUCCCGCCUUGCCAGUCUACGAGCCGGUCGAAGUCACGGCUCGACAAACCAGACGGGCCAAGGAGGACAAGGGAGCGGGUUCGACACUUCGUCGACGGGGUCGGCCGGCGUCAACGUCAAGGGCUAUCGCAAGACGCAUGGACCGCUCGAGGUCAAGGUCGAGCGCGAAAGCGAGGUUACGUACGACGACGAGCGGAACGAGCUGGACCGGGCGUUCGUGGUCGAGACGAGAGGGGAGAAGGCGGUGUGA